AUGCGCGUGCCGGGCUUUAAAUCUCGGAUCCUCCUCUCCGGAUUUCCCGGAAAAGAACUAGGGGAGCAAGCCAGAGUGGGUAGCAGCAAGAGGACCGGAGGAACCGGUGUUACUGGUGGUAACCAGAACGGAGGCCAGGGGCGGGCGCUGUCAAUCUUUCUUGCGACCGACAACGAGGCGUUACGGCCCGAGAUGCUCUCCCCUCCUGUCCUGUCGCCCUCUCUCUCGCCCCUCCAUUCCCGUCGCGCUCUCUCUCUCCGCGCCCUUCUCGUCGCCCUCUCUCUCGCCCCUCUCAUCUCGUCGCGCUCUCUCUAUCCGCGCCCUUCCCGUCGCCUCCCUUCCCAUCGCACUCUCUCUCUCCCCUCCCUUCCCAUCGCACUCUCUCUCUCCCCUCCCUUCCCAUCGCCCUCUCUCUCGCCCCUCCCUUCCCAUCGCGCUCUCUCUCUCCGCGCCCUUCUCGUCGCCCUCUCUCUCGCCCCUCUCAUCUCGUCGCGCUCUCUCUAUCCGCGCCCUUCCCGUCGCCUCCCUUCCCGCCGCCCUCUCUCUCUCCCCUCCCUUCCCGUCGCCCUCUCUCUCCCGCCUCCCUUCCCAUCGCGCUCUCUCUCUCUCCGCUCCCUUCCCGUCGCCCUCUCUCUCGCCCCUCCCUUCCCGUCGUGCUCUCUCUCUCUCCGCGCCCUUCCCGUCGACCUCUCUCCGGUCGCCCUCUCUCCCAUCGCCCUCGCUCUCUUCUUCGCUCUGUCCCGGCCAGGGGUUUUUUAUCAGAGUAAAUAA
Messenger RNA from Closterium sp. NIES-65, 771 nucleotides. NCBI's taxonomy places the organism in Eukaryota, Viridiplantae, Streptophyta, Zygnematophyceae, Desmidiales, Closteriaceae. The record is from the annotation of a GenBank genome assembly.